Lactuca virosa is the source of this 695-nucleotide messenger RNA. The record is from the annotation of a GenBank genome assembly. Lineage: Eukaryota; Viridiplantae; Streptophyta; Magnoliopsida; Asterales; Asteraceae.
AUGGGAUCAUUGCAGCUUGAAGAUAUUGGGCCACAUGGGACAAAGGUGUUAAUAUACAACUUAUGGCUGAAUGAUGAAGGCAUUUAUGAAUUAAACUUUGAUGAGGAUGAUGAGGAUAUAAAAUUGAAUGAUUUCACCAAAGCCUUUCGAACUCUUCAGAGAUGUCAAGAAACUUGGAUCAAGUUGGUUUUGAAAAAAAAAAAGAGUUUUCAAAAUCUACAGAGCUUCACGAGGAGAAUGGUUGUUACUAUCAUCGAGACCUCACUCAUGCUAAUUCGAUCUCAUCCCAAAAUGCAAUCAUACAUUAGACUAGACUUUGAUCCACGUACAGGAAACGACCGCUAAACAAAGCAUUAUAAAUGCAAGUGGAAGUUCAAAGAAGAUCACCAAAGGAGCUAUCAACUAUAACUUCAUGGGAAAACACAAAGAAAACAUAUGUGGAAGCUAAGUUUACACAAAUCAAGGCAAUUGCUAGUAUUGAUUCUAGAGUACGAGAUAACACGAUUUAAUCAACCUAGCAUGAAGCGUAGGGAACAAGUUCAUAUGAUAUUAAGUUUAAAGUUUUUUUCUUUUUUUUCUUUUUAUUUUUUUACUUUUUUUCUUCUUUUUUUUCGUUACUUUAUGUUUAGGAUGUACACGAUUCCAUAUAUAGACAUAUUUAAUUCAAAAAGUUAAAAAUAUUGAUGAAAAACAAU